Molecule: messenger RNA, 1866 nt
Organism: Vicia faba (fava bean)
Lineage: Eukaryota; Viridiplantae; Streptophyta; Magnoliopsida; Fabales; Fabaceae
Source: the annotation of a GenBank genome assembly
AUGAUUCUGAAUCUGAAUUUGAAUCAUUUGACAUACAAUUGCAUGUCAUUCUUCACUCGACGAUUCCUAGCUACUGUGGUCCCUGUAUCUUCCCCUUUAGACCAUAUCAAAAGCUUGGUUUCAAAGGGUCUUUAUAACCAGACACUUGAAUUUUUCACACAACUCCAUUUCUCUGGUCACCAUUUCAGUUUCAUCCCAUGUGUUCUUCCAUCAGUCAUCAAGGCAUGUUCAUUUACUCACUCUCAUGCCUUCGGCACACAGCUUCAUUGCUUAGCUCUUAUCACAGGCUGCAACUCUGACCCAGUUGUCUCGAAUUCCAUCAUCUCUAUGUAUGCGAAGUUUUCAGAUAUCAGAUCGGCACGCCAAGUGUUUGACACAAUGCCUCACAGAGACCCCAUCACUUGGAACUCCAUGAUCAAUGCUUAUAUGCAAAAUGGGUUGCUUUUAGAAGCUCUGCAAACGUCAAAAGACUUCUACUUUCUUGGUUUUCUUCCCAAGCCGGAGCUGUUAGCUAGCAUGGUAUCCGUGUGUGGGAGGGAAACGGGUUUAAGUUCGAGAAUAGGAAGACAGGUUCAUGGUCUUCUUGUUGUUGAUGGGAGGAUACAAAUUCAACAUUCAGUUUUCCUGUCAACGGCAUUUGUGGAUUUCUAUUUCAAGUGCGGUGACUCUUUGAUGGCUCGGAGUGUGUUUGAUGGGAUGGAAGUGAAAAAUGAGGUUUCGUGGACUGCGUUGAUAUCUGGUUGUGUCGGUAAUCAAGAAUAUGAUGUAGCUUUAGCAAGCUUUAGAGAAAUGCAGGUUGCGCGAGUUAACCCGAAUAGGGUAACGUUGAUUGCACUUUUAGCAGCUUGUACAAGGCCGGGUUUUGUUAAGUAUGGAAAAGAGAUUCAUGCGUAUGCUUUUCGUCGUGGGUUUGAUUCAUGUCAUAGUCUUUCAUCAGCUCUCAUUAACAUGUAUUGUGAAUGUGGAGAAUCACUGCACCUUGCUGAACGAAUUUUUGAAGGGUCUAGUUUAAGGGAUGUGGUGCUAUGGAGUUCAAUCAUAGGGAGCUAUGCUCGAAGAGGAGAAAGCGACAAAGCUUUGAAGCUUUUUAAUAAAAUGAGAACUGAGGAAACUGAACCAAACUAUGUAACUCUGCUCGCAGUGAUAUCUGCAUGCACAAACUUAUCUUCAUUACAGCAUGGUUGUGCAAUCCAUGGCUAUAUCUUGAAAUUUGGAUUUGGUUUUAGCAUCUUUGUGUGCAAUGCGCUUAUAAAUAUGUAUGCUAAAUGUGGCUGUCUAGAUGAUUCUCGUAAGAUAUUCCUAGAAACACCGAAUAGAGAUUCGGUUACAUGGAGUAGUUUAAUUAGUGCCUAUGGGCUUCAUGGAUGUGGAGAAGAAGCUUUACAACUUUUUCAUGAAAUGAAAGAGAAAAGAGUGAAGCUUGAUGCAGUCACAUUUCUAGCAGUCUUAUCUGCGUGUAAUCAUGCUGGCCUUGUCAAUGAGGGACAACAAGUGUUUGAGCAAGUAAAUGCAGAUUGCGAAAUUCCAAUCACUGUAGAACAUUAUGCAUGCCUAAUUGAUCUUCUUGGAAGGUCGGGGAAACUUGAAGAUGCGUUGGAAAUACUGAGAACAAUGCCUAUGAAACCGAGUGCAAGAAUAUGGAGCUCUCUUGUAUCGGCUUGUAAGCUUCAUGGGAGACUCGACAUAGCGGAAUUACUAUCAUCUCAGCUUAUAAGAUCAGAACCAAAUAAUGCUGCUAAUUACACAUUGUUGAAUAUGAUUUAUGCCGAGAAGGGUCAUUGGCUUGAUAUAGAACAAGUGAGGGAAAACAUGAAACUACAAAGAUUACAAAAAUGCUAUGGGUUCAGCCGCAUUGAGGUAGGAUAA